Messenger RNA from Fraxinus pennsylvanica, 1380 nucleotides. The record is from the annotation of a GenBank genome assembly. Lineage: Eukaryota; Viridiplantae; Streptophyta; Magnoliopsida; Lamiales; Oleaceae.
AUGAGAACUGUUAUUCAUUCUGUAAGACAAUUUAGAUCAGCUUUUCGGUAUAGAUGGAACUAUACCUAUGAUGGAUUUCCGAAAAGACGAGAUUAUUGGUGCAAUACAAAUUUCCAGUCAGUAUACAGCCUAUCAAGAAAAUUAGAUGUUUGUGAAUGUAGACAUCCAUCACAGAUGAUCUCCAGAGUCAUGUUUACCAACGCAGUUAAUGUUUCUCAUCAAGAACUAAAUCAAUCUGGACCUCUUGUGGAAUAUGAACGUAGGAUAAGUGCUGGUGAACUUUUGGAUGGUGAUACUAACCAGUUAGGCUCCUUAACAGAGCUUCAAAGGCUCUACGACGAGCUCGUUGAAAAGGCUGAUGCUUGCAGGUUGGAUCGAUAUGCCACUUCUGAAAAAGCUGGAAGGAGUAGAUGGUUGUGGUCCCGUUUCAUACCCCAAACUUCAUAUGCACCUGUGAAAGGACUUUAUCUUUAUGGUGGAGUGGGCACAGGCAAGACUAUGUUGAUGGACCUGUUUUUUGAACAAUUGCCUUGCAACUGGAGGAAAAAGAGGAUCCAUUUUCAUGACUUUAUGUUGGAUGUCCACAGCCGUUUGCAAAAGCACAAGGGCGUGGCAGAUCCUCUAGAAGUUGUCGCUGGAGAGAUAUCCGAUGAAUCUCUCUUGUUAUGUCUUGAUGAAUUCAUGGUGACCGACGUUGCUGACGCCUUGAUCCUAAAUCGUUUAUUUGGACAUUUAUUCAGCAAUGGAGCUAUUCUCGUUUCUACUUCAAAUCGAGCUCCAGAUAAACUUUAUGAAGGGGGGCUGCAGAGAGAUCUUUUUCUACCAUUCAUUGCAUCUCUGAAGGAAAGAUGUGUUGUUCAUGAAAUUGGUUCGGCUGUGGACUAUCGGAAAAUGACUUCGGCACAGCAAGGUUUCUACUUUGUUGGCGAAAACUUAUCCAGCCUUCUUAAGGAAAAAUUUCAAGAAUUAGUUGGGGAACACAGAGCUGUUCAGCAAGAGGUGGAAGUCAUCAUGGGAAGGAAAUUGCUGGUUCCGCUGGGUGCCAAUGGAUGUGCAUAUUUCCCUUUCGAGGAACUAUGUGACAGGCCUCUUGGAGCAGCAGACUAUUUUGGUCUCUUCAAAAAAUUUCAUACUCUGGCUUUGGAAGUGUCAGAUGCUCAACAAAUGGCACCUCGAACCUCUUCAAGAUCGAGGAAAUACGAUGAUUCUGACAUUUGCGUAGACAACGAAUUAGGUUUUGCAAAAGAUCGCACCAUUAGUAGGUUGACAGAGAUGAAUAGCAGAGAGUAUUUAGAGCAACAUGCUGCAAUGUUGGCAGAGAAGCCCGUCCUGCAGGAACAUGAUAAUGAGAAUGCCCUACAGUCAGCCCUGAAUGAGUGA